Molecule: messenger RNA, 5343 nt
Organism: Drechmeria coniospora
Lineage: Eukaryota; Fungi; Ascomycota; Sordariomycetes; Hypocreales; Ophiocordycipitaceae
Exons: 1
Coding region: 1-5343 (1780 amino acids)
Source: RefSeq, a predicted model, not a curated record
AUGCUGAUGGUUCGUGCCGCUGCGAUAGCCUCCUCGGCCGCCCUCGCCGGCACCACUCCGCCUCCUGAAGCCGCGCGAGAGCGUCGUUGGAAUGCGUCCAGUCACCGUCGCGAGCGCUCCCGAGGCCCUUGCCACGAACCGGAUGCAACACGGGCGCCAGCCGUUGAUGGUGCUGAUGAUGACCUCCGGCCUCAUGGCCGCGUCCGCACCCAUCGACAGAGCCCCGACGAGACGGUCCGAAGGGCUCUCGUUGCACAACCAACGAUGCCGUCGCCCGCGAGCCCGCAGCACAUCUCCCGUGAGCUAUGCGCCGCAUCGUCUGGCGUCCCGGCCGAUGGGAUCCCGCGAGCCCUCUCGAGGUCCUUGCUCGAGGAUCCGUCCAUGUACACCAACCCCCACCUGACCCGCGACAGGGAGAGUACGACGCUAGAGGAGCUUGCUCAUCUCGUUCGUCUGUCCAAGUACCAGGAGCGCAAGCGCGUCGGCACGCGGAUUCGCUUGCACAGGACCUUGGUUGCCACGGCCCUAAGCGCCCGCCUCAGCCGCUGCGGCGAUGUUGCCCAUCGCAACUUGGUGGACAAUUUUCGCAGGGACGACAAGGACGGCUUCGCCCGCUUGUACGAUGCCAUUCACGACGUCCGCAGGAGUUGCGACGAGCUCCGUCGCUAUGCGAUGCUGGAGCCCGAGAUGGCGUCGUCGUCGUCGUCGUCGUCGUCGUCCCCAUCCGUUGCGUACUCGGACGGUUUGGAUCCCUCCCCCGGCUCCGCCCUCGGCGUCGAAUCCUCGAGAGACAUUUCCCCUUUUCUCCACGACCUCUCUGCCUCGGCGAGGGAUGUCUUUUUCGAUUUUCUGUGCCAGCUUCGAACAAACCCCGACUACUUGGCCACGCGAAUCGGUGCCCUCACGAGCUCCGAGCUAAACGCCUUUUUAACCUUCCACAAGGGCUUGGAGCCGGUCGAGUCGGUCCUCCCCUUUCACGGCCGCUCCGCCAACCGACCGCACUCCCAUCCUUCCGGCCGUGCUGGUGGCCACAAUGCCGACAUUGAAAGGCUUUUGUCCUUCCAGAGACACGACCCCUUGUCCAUCCUCGUCCACGCCUGCUUUGCCAACUCGGCCGGCCCGGACAGCUCCGAGGACCAGCGGCGGACCGACAUCUGGUCGACCGUCCUCGCGGGCCUCAUCCAACGGCCCAAGUCUGGCAGCGAGCAUUUCAUCAUUUCCGUCCUCAACAUCUGGACCACCAUGCGAGACUGGUCGGGAAAAUCGAACAUGGAAUGGUACCUCAUGAAGAUCCUCGACGACGGAGCCUUCCUGCUCGACCGGGCCGAGGACCAGCACGGCACCCGCUUCAACCUCUCCGACUGGAAUCGUUCCGACGACGUGGCCGCCGACGCCUUCUACGAAAAGGCCGUCGGCGACCUGUUUGGCAUGGUCGACGACGACGACGACUCCGGCAUCCCCGACGGCCUCCUGGAGCUCGGCAACGCCAUCGUCGAGAAACUGGACGGCCUGUACGUCGAAAACACGUCCAAGUGGUUCGUCUGGAGGUGCCUCUUCUUCGUCUUUCUGCUCGGCGUCAUCGUCAAUCCCGAGUCGUACAGCAUGCUGUCCGAUUAUCACAUCACCCCCUACGCGCGGGAGAAGAUUCUGAAAAAGGUGGCCAUGAAAGCCCACGAGUAUGUGUCGAGCAUGUGGAGCGGAAAGCCCUCGGCCACGUGCGUCCCCGUCGACGUUCCGCCCAAGAUCAAAGGCCACGUCGAACGCAUCCUCGCCAGGUUCAAGGGUUCCCGCGCCAAACCGCCCGCCGCCAAGCUGCUCCCGGCAAGGUCCGUCACGUCGUUGCGGGAGACGAUGGAGGUCCAUCCGUAUCUCCUCAUCAGUCCCGCGGACCUGGUGACGCUGGUCAACGCCCUUUUUCCGGAGCCGAGGCCCCUGUCCGCCGCUUCCAGCCUGCCGUCCGGCCCCGCAUCCAUCUCGGCCCUCUCUUCCAUUUCCCAGCCCGUCGCCGUGGCCAACGACCGCAGCGGCAUGGAGACUGCCUCCAUCAUCAGCACCAGUGUCUCCUCGACCCUCAGCGACGGCCCUGCUUCGCGUGAGACGUCAUCCGACGGCCCCGACGCGGCGACUCCGCAGCCGUACUCGCCGCCCCCCGCCGACGCGGAAUCGCAGCGACGGCUGAGCAGGUUCGAGGAUGACGGCUACCGCCUGAGGCUGGCGCUCCACGAGCUGGCUCGAAACCUAGGCCCCGACGUCCUCCGCGGUGCUUGCCAUCCCUGCGCCGAGCGAUGGGCCGUCCUCUUCAUUGCCGCCGACGGCCGAGGCCUGUCCACCCACAUGACGUACGACCCGGAUGACGAGCGUGAUGAGGAGAAUAAUUCCUCCAGCAGUGACACGGACGAUGAAGCGGUCGAUGAUGGCCCGGAGCUGGACAAGGACUACCAUCAGCUUCGAGACUCCAUCCUUCGCCUCGUCGAGGACUACGAGAUUCCACGCAAUCUGGAGCCCCAUGGCGAACGGGCCCAGCUAAGCAACCGAGCCUCGAGGCUCAAAAAGUACAAAACCAAGAACAAGAUGGUAACGCUUGAAAUGACGGUGUCCAGCCGCAAUCCGUACCGCCGUCAUUCGGUCAAGGGCCCUCCCAACUCGCCGCCGGGCAACACGGUCCAAGUCCCCGACCCGGUCCUCGUCGCCAUGCUCAAGGCCGCCUCGGCGCAGUCCAGGGCGCAGGCCGACUUCGUUUCCGCCCACGCGUACUGGAAAACGUGGAAGCACCUCGAUGCGUUGGAGUCGCAAUCGCUCCGCGAGAAUGGAUUUGCCGAGCUCGUCAACAUAUUUUCCCGCAGUCCCCGGGACUCCAUCCGUCGGUCCGCUUCCGCCAUCGAGGAAUACGACGCCUGGCUCGUCUGGCUCAAGCAAAGCCAGGAGCGCCACGAGGGAAGCCUUGACCGCAUGAUGAGACGGAUCAGGGCGAUGCGUGACAAGAUGUGGUUCGUCACGGACGUGCGCAACUCCAAAGAGUAUGUGCACAGCCGCGACGUCUGCCAGGCGCUGAAGACGAUGGCGUUGCCGCGGCGGCGGAGUUCGUUCCAGCGGUCGCGCCCAAACGCGGCGCGCGUCUCGGGCGCCUCCUACCUCCAUCGUGCCGAGUCGCAGGUGAUGGAUCUGCUUGCCGCCUCGGAGGAGCAAGGAGGCCCGAACAAACUCAGCGACGACCAAGCCGAAAAGACGUCCCUGUGGCUUCGGCGGUCGGGCAUAGCAAACUUUUGCCAAGGCGAGGAACGUAUCCACCGCUUUUGCUGCGAGGUGGACAUGUGCAUGUCCAAGCUGGUCGGGGAGACCAUCCGCGAAGCCCCCGUUCUCUGGUCGAGCGAGCUGUUCAAGCGGGAAAAGUUGGCGUACGACCGAAUGAGGGCCCGCGAGCGAGAGCAUGCAUCUUCGGCCACCGAUGAUGCUGCGAGCGUCCUGAGUGAUGGCGACCGCCGCUUCACGCCCUCCUCGAGCCGUGCGGGUUCGUUCACUCGAGACCGCAGAAGCGUCGGAGCCCUGCAAUCGAUCGAGGCGAGAUAUACUCAAUCUAGGGCCAGUGCGACUCUGGGUGACGCCCUCGACAACCAGGAACUCAGGGAAAAGGUGUCACCUGUCCACACCCUUGAUUCUGUCGGCACCUUUUGGUCGCCUUUUCAACCUACCAUGUCUCCGAGGCCUUCCGCUUCUAGGGCAUGUUCACCCUCGACCAGUUUGACGAACCUCUCCGUCACGACUUCCGGCCCUUUCCAUCACAUUCACCUACCCUGGAGCUCCAGCCCGUCCGCUGGCCGACCAGGGACAUCUGCCUCGUCCAACGAGACUGCCUUUCCCCUGCGCGCAGAGGACGACAGGACGCGAUUCCUCGCCGAGUUGAAGCAGACGUUGACGAGCCUACUUCUCUCUGACCUCGGAAGUCUCGUGCUCGCCCGCGGCUCGGAGACGGAUGUAUGGUUCCAAGGCAUCGGCCAACAAUGCAUCGAGCGGAAGGAGGCGAUGGGUGUACGAACGAGGCGAGGAACGGAAACCGAAGCGAAGAAUAAGAAUGGCGGGGGCACGACGAGACCACGUGUGGUUGAGAAGAAAAGGAGCUGCAACAAUUUGCGAGGCGCCGGGGAGGAUGGACCAGGGAAAUCCGACAAUGUUCCCGAUGCCGAUGCAAACACGACACUCCCCGGCGAUGCUGACGGCCAUGGUAAGAAAAUGGCAAUCGACAAGGGAGACGGGUUUCCGUUUAAGGGGGCAUUUCGGCGCCUGCUGAACAUGUUCAGCGUGCAUCCCAACCCGUACACCAAGCUGCGGGCGCUCAACGAGCUCGAGCGUCUCAUCAUCGCCUCCCUGCUUGCCAAUGGUUCCACGAAGCUUCGGGGAAAUAGAUCGGAUGCGGGCUCCAGCAUCGUCGAGGAUCAAGGCGGCGGCCGCCCGACGCAAUUGGAAGGAAUCAUCGACAGCGUCAAGGAACGAAGGUCGCAGGCGCUGCAAUCGGCUUCCGGGGCCACCGGGUUCGUUCACCAGUCUCGACGGCCGAGCUCGGAGACGCGCUCCAUCAUGUCUGGUAACGCAUCCAACACCGAUGCCGUCACGAGAGAGCUGCAGGCCCUGUUCCGGGAUGCAUCGAUGCGGCCCAAGUCUCUGUUUCGUGACUUGCAGUUGAUCUCGGCCUUUGUGCCGCCGGCCAUGCUCGACAGGCUAGAGAAGGGCAAAGCGUUCUGGAACACGGGAUUGGCGGCGCUCAAAGUGAAGGCCGAGGUUUGCCGAACGAUGGUUGAGAUGGCGGAUGGCAUCAUCGCGGCGCACACCCAGUCGCGCACGUCGGCUCCGAAGGCUGCUGCGCCGGCGUCUUCAGCGUCCUCAACGGGCACUCCUCCUCCGUCCUCGACAACAUACACGCUGACGGACGUAGGCAGGAUGUGGGCCAUAACGGCGAAGGAGGGUUAUCCCGCGGCGCAGCGCGAACUCGCGCUCUUCUACCUGUCCAAUCCCGAGUUCGUGGAGCAGACGACGUUGCCCCUUUCCAAGCCACGAGAGGUAUUCAAGCAAACGGUCAUGGAAAAGUACGGCAAGAGUGAGCGCGGCCGAGGGAGCAUGUCGGGGCCGGGGGGCAGCUCGGACGUCGUCGGCGGCGCCGCGCGUGUCUCGGGUGCCUUGGGCGGCUCCGGGUCCGGGGACGGAGCGAGCCUCGGGAGCAAGGAGGGUGAUGUGAGAAACGACGUGGGGCUCAUGUGCGUCGCGGUGCAUUGGAUGGAAGCGGCCGAGCAGGGCGGCGACGAGCUGGCGACGAGUUUCCUGAGGCAGAACGAGUUUAUGAGUCGGGCUUGA